AAAAAAAAACCAGGAUCCCGGGAAACCGCACUUUGUGGACUUGAGGAAGUGAAUUUAGCCGGUUACAACAGCAUCCCCAGCAGCCUACGACGUGCCACAAUGGAGGCGUAGUUGGGGGUUCGGUGGAUACGAAAGCUGCGGCGCAAAAGGGAUGGCCCAACGAGAAACCCUCCGUGAACGCCAGGAAAAUGAGCUGGAAGUAAUUAAGUCUAUUUUUCACGAUGAAGUUGAAGAUCUUCGUCCCCGCGAAGGUAAAUGGAAACCACUCGAGCUGAAACUCAGCCUGACCCCACAGAAAGGAUCGGCGAAGGAGGCGUACGUGAAAGCUGAUCUACACAUCUCCUGCACAUCCAAGUAUCCCAAGAAUCCACCGAAGGUAGAACUGAAGAAUGCCGUUGGACUUCCGAAUAGUCUCGUACGUGAGCUGACCCAACAGCUACAGCAGCAAGCGGAAGAGCUGAAGGGCGAUGAGAUGAUCUUUCAGCUGGCCAGUACAGUCCAAACAUUUCUCCAUCAGCAUAAUGUCCCACCGAAGGGUAGCUUCUACGAUGAGAUGCUGGCCAGUCGACAGCAGCAAGCAUUGGCUCGCGAAACCGUACUCGAGGCAGAACAGAUCCAGAAACAGCAGGCAGUACGGGAAGAGCUGCAGCGACUUAAGAAGGAACUGCAACGCACGAGACGAGAAUCGCGCCACAGUGGCAACGAGACGAGCCCGAUGCAUCGAUUACACACAACCUCCUCGACGGAGAACAGUGAUGGUGUUUUCUGUCUCGAGCAUCGCCGGAGUGAGCUUCUGUAUCUGCGGGAUGGCCGCAAAGUGCUACGCGGUGCUUGUCUAGGGCACUCGCAGCGUGGAUGCAUCACGUUCCCCGGUGUCGAUCAACAAACCGGCGAGUUGGUCUAUCUGACCGAGUGGACCGUUUGUUACGAUGGUGAUGCGGAGAGCAAAACCAUCCACGGUCGUCCGGUCGAUACCGUCGUGGCCGACAUCGAGCGCUUGGUUGACGGAAUAACGUCCCUGAAGCACAAGAACGUGAUCGCGUACGAAGGUGUCAUAUGCCGGGUGGGUAAGGAAGCGUUGACGCUGAUCGUAGCCCAAGAAUUCAUCCUCGGAAUCAGUCUGUUCGGUAUAUCCGGUACGCUAGGCUGGAGCGUCGAGGGGGCCAGCAUGGUGGCUAAAGGGAUCCUCGAGGCAUUGAUCUACCUCCACAACAAUGGUGUAUCGCACGAUAAUCUCUCCGACUCGACCGUCUUUAUGGACAAUGGUGGCAUGGUGCGUGUUGCCGAUUUCCGCCUUAUACCCUACAUCCAGGAGCUAUGCGAUGCGCAGGCUCAAUCCUGCCGUAGUGCUGACCUGCCUGCACUAGGCUCACUUAUUGAAGCGCUCCUUGUGCCACACUCCGAGAUGAAGGAUUUCAUCGAACGCUGUAAAUCGGAACGGACGAUCUCUGCUACGGAUCUUCUCGAUCAUCCGUUCCUUCGGGCGAAUCUGCUGCUUCUUCAACACGAUCACCUAAAUGGUGCUGGUGCCGGUGGUGGAUUGGCUACCGGUGUGGCUGCAUUAACCACCAACGCUGGUGCAGUAACGUUUGCAGCUGGGAACGAUCAGGAUCAACCUCAGUUGCUCGCUCAACCACAGGGAGGUGGCACUCUGGCCCCGUACAUACCUCCGCUCAUGAGCACAUGCUCGGUAACGGGACUCGAGAAGUCGCGCAUCCAAACAGAAUUCGAAAUACUAUCCUACCUCGGCAAGGGAGCGUAUGGGGAUGUGCUGAAGGCCCGCAACAAACUCGACAAUCGCGAAUACGCCAUCAAACGCAUUCGCUUACCGGCACGCAGCAAACAAUUCUACAAAAAGAUGACUCGCGAGGUGGAGCUGCUGUCGCGGUUGAACCAUGAGAACGUGGUCCGGUAUUACAACAGUUGGGUUGAAGCGAUCAGUGCGAGCGAUACUAUGCAGACGAAGGCCCAGAUCGGCACCGGUGGACAAUGGAGCAGUUGUGACGGUUGGUCGAUCAGCAGCAGAGGACGGCGUGGAAGAUGCGCCGCCAAUACCACCGCUACCACCAAGGGUAGCAGUACCGUCGUGAAGAAGGAAUUGGUGGACAAGAACACCGAUUGGUUGGUGGAUUUCUUACCAAACGAUUCCAGCAGCGACGAUGAUGAAGAGGAAGAUGACGAUGAGGAUGAAGAGGACAGUGUUAGCAGCAAUAGCAGUAAGGAUGCCAGUAGCAGCGAUGAUGAUGGGAAUCGUAAGAAACCCAACACUAACACAUUCGAUGAGGACGACAGUUCCGGUGGAAUCGAGUUCGUUGGAUCGAACGGAGAGGUGGCUUCGUACAAUAACUUCAGCGAAGGAGGUGGAAUCGUCCUGAAUGCAUCGGCCAUCACACCAAGCCCGGAAAUACUGUACAUGUACAUUCAAAUGGAGUUCUGCGAGAAGAGCACUCUCAGGACGGCGAUCGACGGAGGACUGUUUCAGGAUGUCGAUCGCGUAUGGCGUCUGUUUCGCGAGAUCGUUGAAGGUUUGAGUCACAUUCAUCAGCAAGGCAUGAUCCAUCGGGACCUGAAGCCAGUUAACAUUUUCCUCGAUUCCCGGGAUCAGGUAAAGAUAGGAGACUUUGGACUAGCCACGACCAGCAUUCUGGCACUGCAGAAUCAGGGUGCACUACACAGCGCAGCGAAUGGUCACCAUUUGGCUAGUGCAGCCGGUGGCAAACUGUCUGAAACGAUGGGCAACUGUUCGAUGACGGGCAAGGUUGGUACCGCGCUGUACGUAGCGCCGGAGCUGACGGGAAAUGCGUCCCGAUCGACCUAUAACCAGAAGGUGGACUUGUACUCCCUCGGUAUCAUUCUGUUCGAGAUGAGCUGCACACCACUGAGCACGGGCAUGGAGCGUGUAAAGACGCUGAUGGAACUACGAUCCGAUGAGGUACGCCUACCCUCUUGUAUGAUCUCCGAUACACGCUACGCUCGUCAGGUGCAGGUCAUCCGCUGGCUGCUGAACCACGAUCCCAAUAAGCGACCAUCGGCCGAAGAGCUGCUCUCCUCCGAACUGGUACCCCGUACGAGACUCGAGGCCGAAGAGAUACAGGAUGUGGUGCGACACAUUCUAUCCAACCCACAGUCGCGUCACUACAAGCAUCUCAUUGCACGCUGCUUUGGCCAGGAAAGUGACACAAUCUGUGAGCUUAGCUACCAUUUUGAUAUGGUACCGAUGGUGCCGAGUUUAUCACGGUUCGACUACGUAAAGGCUCGCCUUAUUGCGCUCUUUCGGAAACAUGGUGCGAUCGAGGUCGUAACGCCUCUGCUUACGCCCUUUACUAAGCAUCAGGCUCGUUCUAAUACGGUCCGCUUGAUGACACACUCCGGCAGCAUCGUUACAUUGCCCGAGGAUCUACGGAUACCGUUUCUACGCCAUGUUGCACUGAACGGCAUACGGUAUAUACGUCGCUACUCGAUCGGUCGCGUGUACCGUGAAAAGAAGGUGUUCAACUUUCAUCCAAAACAGGUCCACGAGUGUGCAUUCGAUAUCGUCACUCCAACUACAGGACAACUUAUCACAGAUGCGGAAUUACUUGCCAUAGCGAGCGAUGUGCUGCGCGAGCUCAAUCUGCUGCAGAAUCGAAACGUAUUCUUCCGCAUCAACCACACGGGGCUGCUGAGAGCACUGCUGCUACACUGUUGCGUCCCGGAGGACAAGUACCGUGAGCUGUUCGAACUUGUGUACGAGUUUCUAGAGGAUAAGAUCUCCAAGUUCCAACUGUACUCUCUGAUCAAUGCUCACAUCGGUGGUGGUACCGGCUCCAAAGCGGUGAACGUUAGCUAUCUUUGCGAGGCGUUGCAGCUCGAGAUGCCGGUUGGUCAGCUGGGAGGCACUCUGCUGAAGACCAUUAUCCGAGGCAAAACCGAGCACGCCACAUUAGCCAAGGUGGCUGUGCGUGAGCUAGAGCUAGUGAUAACACUGGCACAGAACAUGGGCGUACAGUGCGCGAUGAACGUGUGUCCCGCACUGCCGGUGAACUAUGAGGGUGCCAAGCGAGGCGGAAUCGUGUGGCAGCUGCUGGCAGAAUUGAAACCGAAGCGUAAGAACCCACUCACCACGAUCGCCGUCGGUGGACGGUACGAUUCCAAGCUGGACGAAUUCCAAAAAUCUGGUCUGAACAAUGGACUACCGGUUCCGAAAGUGGAUCUACAUGGAGCAGGGUUCUCAUUUCUGUUCGAUAAGCUGGUCAACGCAAUCGCACCCAGCUCUGGUUAUGAACCGAUCGAAGUGAUGAUCUGCGUCACCGGUAGCCGACCACAGCUGAAAGAAGUGGCCACCAUUCUGCGACCGCUCUGGUCGAAUGGUAUUAAAACGGGAGUCAUCGAAUCAUCGUCGACUGCCGGUGGUAGCGCGGUGGAUGAUCUGGGGAAGGAAGCAGGUGCCAAGAUCGUCGUACUGAUCGGUGACGGUGGUGAGCUACGAGUCCGUUCCUGGGAUCAUGAUCGCUUCCAAGAGCGACACGUCACACGACCCGAUUUGAUCGCUUACAUUUUGAAAACCUUCCGCUCCGAGGGCACGACCAGCGAUGGCUACACUUCUCAGGCAGCACUACUCAGCACCGGUUCGGUAAGCGGAUCGGGAUCAUCAUCCGGAGUCUCCGCGACACUGUUCUCAACCUUUACUAACCAAUCAAACUCCAUGAGCGUCGGUCAAUCUCAAUCUAUUAACGGUGCCCCGCCCCUAGAUCUCGUGUUUCUCACGAGCGAAAAAGUGAACACUAGCAAAAAGCGCCGCUACGAGCACCAGGUGGAACACAAGCUGUCUCCAGUGUUGUGCAAAUUCCACCGGAAGGAAAAGGUAACGCUUAUCAUGGUGGAUCUACCGAAUCUGCCACUGCGAGGGCUGGUAGGGUUGAUUGAUCCGCUCGAAUGUGGCACACAAGGGGACGAUGAUUCUGCACCUGACAGCUUGGCCACCGAUAGAGCUGAACUGCAGACACUCUGCGAACGGUAUCCGAAGUACAAGCGGCAGUUGAUGGAGCUCUACAACGAGAUCGUGGACAUGUUCGUGCAAAGCAAAGGCCGUACACCGAUUGUCGGUGUGUACAGUGUAAUCGACACGUUCUGUCGCUUGAUUUUAUAAUAAGUGGUGGAUCAACUAUCCAUCCAUCCUGUCACUAGUAGUAGUUAAUGUGUAAAUGCCGUGCUUAUUUAUAUAAAAGCUAGUUUUAAACAGAUCAAGCCAAGAAAGAGAAUCCAUGUUUUACCU
Anopheles darlingi is the source of this 5254-nucleotide messenger RNA. It is a transcript of the gene Gcn2, whose product is annotated as eIF-2-alpha kinase GCN2. Gene Ontology annotation, molecular function: protein binding; eukaryotic translation initiation factor 2alpha kinase activity; ATP binding. The transcript is spliced from 6 exons. The record is from RefSeq and is a predicted model, not a curated record. Gene Ontology annotation, cellular component: cytosol. Gene Ontology annotation, biological process: regulation of translational initiation by eIF2 alpha phosphorylation; DNA damage checkpoint signaling. The coding region runs from base 152 to 5128 and encodes 1658 amino acids. Lineage: Eukaryota; Metazoa; Arthropoda; Insecta; Diptera; Culicidae.